ACACCUUGGUCUCAGCCUGCAGUGAUAGUUGAGUUGCAUCCUAAGAAAAAGACAAGUCUGCUGAUCAGCAUGGCUAGGAGCACCUACGUUAUCCUGCUCUCAUGCCUGAUGGUCCUGUCUCCAAGCCAAGGCCAGGAGGCUGAAGGAGACCUGCCAUCUGCCAGGAUCAGUUGUCCAGAAGGUUCCAAUGCCUAUGGCUCCCACUGUUACUUCUUCAUGGAAGAUCGUUUAACUUGGUCUGAUGCAGAUCUUUUUUGCCAGAACAUAAAUUCAGGGCACCUGGUUUCAGUGCUCAAUCAGGCUGAGGGCAACUUUGUGGCCUCUCUGAUUAAGGGGAGUGGUACUACAAACGCCUGUGUCUGGACUGGCCUCCACGACCCCAAACAGAAUCGUCGUUGGCAAUGGAGCAGUGGGGCUCUGUUUCUCUACAAAUCCUGGGCAACUGGAUCUCCUAACAGUACCAAUCGUGGCUACUGUGCAUCUCUGACUUCAAACUCAGGAUACAAGAGAUGGAAAGAUGACAAUUGUGAUGCCCAGUACCCAUUUGUCUGCAAGUUCAAAAGCUGAAGUCACCUGAAAUAAAUAGACAUAUGGAGCCAGACUAGAAAAUACUAUGGAGUCAAAAAUUAAACUGGACCAUCUAUCAAAAACAAAUCAAACCCUCUCUUCCUGGGCAGGCAUUUUUACAUCACUGCCCUGUAGCAUCUUUAUCUCCAUUAUUCUCUGGAACCUUGCACAUCUGAAAUAAAAAUACCUUCACAACAUUGCA
This is a messenger RNA of Arvicanthis niloticus (Nile rat), 769 nucleotides long. RefSeq names its product lithostathine-1. The record is from RefSeq and is a predicted model, not a curated record. NCBI's taxonomy places the organism in Eukaryota, Metazoa, Chordata, Mammalia, Rodentia, Muridae.